Quercus lobata is the source of this 1862-nucleotide messenger RNA. Its product is annotated as cellulose synthase A catalytic subunit 3 [UDP-forming]. Gene Ontology annotation, molecular function: cellulose synthase (UDP-forming) activity. The transcript is spliced from 6 exons. Gene Ontology annotation, cellular component: membrane. The record is from RefSeq and is a predicted model, not a curated record. Gene Ontology annotation, biological process: cellulose biosynthetic process. Lineage: Eukaryota; Viridiplantae; Streptophyta; Magnoliopsida; Fagales; Fagaceae. Bases 141 to 1769 code for a protein of 542 amino acids.
GAUUUUGUCUAUUUCAUUAUGUGCAGGUUUUCUUGGGCCAAAGUGGAGGGCUUGAUGCUGAGGGUAAUGAGCUUCCACGUUUAGUUUAUGUUUCUCGUGAAAAGCGUCCAGGUUUUCAACAUCACAAGAAGGCUGGUGCUAUGAAUGCACUUGUUCGAGUAUCAGCAGUGCUUACCAAUGGACCUUUCUUGUUGAAUCUUGAUUGUGAUCACUACAUAAACAACAGCAAGGCCUUGAGAGAAGCUAUGUGUUUCCUAAUGGAUCCCAACCUUGGAAAACAUGUUUGUUACGUUCAGUUUCCACAGAGGUUUGAUGGUAUUGAUAGGAAUGAUCGAUAUGCCAACCGAAAUACUGUCUUCUUUGAUAUCAACUUGAGAGGUCUGGAUGGCAUUCAAGGCCCUGUUUAUGUGGGUACUGGAUGCGUCUUCAAUAGAACAGCUUUAUAUGGUUAUGAGCCACCUCUCAAACCUAAGCAUAAGAAAGCUGGAUUUUUAUCUUCGCUUUGUGGUGGGUCAAGAAAGAAGGGUUCAAAAUCUAGUAAAAAGGGUUCAGACAAGAAGAAAUCUAGCAAGAAUGUAGACCCCGCUGUGCCUAUUUUCAGUCUAGAGGAUAUAGAAGAGGGUGUGGAAGGUGCUGGAUUUGACGAUGAAAAGUCACUACUCAUGUCCCAAAUGAGCCUGGAGAAAAGGUUUGGUCAGUCUGCUGUUUUUGUUGCGUCUACACUUAUGGAGAAUGGUGGUGUUCCACAAUCUGCAAAACCAGAAACUCUUCUUAAAGAGGCUAUUCAUGUCAUCAGCUGUGAUUAUGAGGACAAAUCAGAAUGGGGAACUGAGAUUGGAUGGAUUUAUGGCUCUGUUACUGAAGAUAUUCUGACAGGAUUUAAGAUGCAUGCUCGUGGUUGGCGAUCAAUAUACUGCAUGCCCAAGCGCCCAGCCUUUAAAGGGUCUGCUCCUAUUAAUCUGUCAGAUCGUUUGAACCAAGUGCUUCGAUGGGCUUUAGGUUCUGUGGAAAUUCUUCUCAGUAGACAUUGCCCUAUCUGGUACGGUUAUAAUGGCAGGCUUAAAUGGCUUGAGAGGUUCGCAUAUAUCAACACCACCAUCUAUCCAAUCACUGCCCUUCCUCUUCUUAUGUAUUGUACUUUGCCGGCUGUCUGUCUACUUACAAACAAGUUCAUUAUUCCACAGAUCAGUAACAUUGCAAGUAUAUGGUUUAUAUCACUCUUUCUUUCCAUCUUUGCUACCGGUAUCCUAGAGAUGAGGUGGAGUGGUGUUGGAAUUGACGAGUGGUGGAGAAAUGAGCAGUUUUGGGUCAUUGGUGGUGUUUCAGCCCAUCUCUUUGCCGUUUUCCAAGGUUUGCUUAAAGUACUUGCUGGUAUUGACACCAACUUCACAGUUACAUCCAAGGCAUCAGAUGAAGAUGGAGACUUCGCUGAAUUGUACUUGUUCAAGUGGACAACCCUUCUCAUCCCACCAACAACUCUCCUUAUCAUAAACUUGGUUGGAGUCGUUGCAGGGAUUUCCUAUGCCAUCAACAGCGGUUACCAAUCAUGGGGUCCUCUCUUUGGGAAGCUCUUCUUUGCCUUUUGGGUGAUUGUCCAUCUGUAUCCCUUCCUUAAAGGUUUGAUGGGUCGCCAGAACCGGACACCCACCAUUGUUGUCGUCUGGUCAAUUCUCCUUGCUUCAAUUUUCUCAUUGUUAUGGGUGCGAGUAGAUCCAUUUACCACUAGAGUUACGGGUCCAGAUGUUACGCAGUGUGGAAUCAACUGCUAGAGGGAAAAUAACACAACUUGAAGACUGAAAAUUCUUUUUUUAAGUUAUUGUCCUUGCCAAGUUUCAGAGGUAAGGAGAUAUGUAAGUGUCUCA